UUACUAUCACGAGGUCCAAAGUCAGUUGGAAUCGCUCAAGUUAUUCGUUCAGAACCACCAUCAACCCAUUCGCAGGAAAGUGGAGUUGGAAGCAGUUUUGAGGAGUCUCGUCGAAGGCCCUCGAGACCACCUAUUCCUCCGGGAGGUGCACCUUCCAGACACCCAGGGCUCGGAUGUAAUCCCAAUGCACCCUACCGAGGUGCUUCAGCGGGCCCCACAUCGUCUGGAACUACCUCGACAAAUAUGCCCUCUUCCACAUCAUCUUACCCACUUCAUCACUCUCUCUAUGAAGUACCUCCCGAAGCACGGCUACAAAUCCGCCUUCAACCACCUAGUCCACCAAGUAGUCAGGAGGAAUCUUCAUGGAGGCUGGUACAACAUCCGGGAGUAUGGACUAACCAGUUGAAUACUCCAGAUGGUCAACAUUUACAACAGCAGAGAGGGUACUAUGAUGGGGAGUUGAUAGUUCCAGCAAUGAAAACUCAGCAGGCAAUGACUUCAUCGUCAAUGACGUCAUCAUCAACUUCAACAUCGACUUCUUCUGCAGGAGUCGUUGAAGCAGUCAAGGCUGCUGCGACUGUCCAUUCGAAUUCUUCCUCACCGUCGAGUCCAGCAUCUUCAAUCGUGGAAGAUGAAAUGAUGAUGAUGAUGAGAGGAGGAAUGGAUAAAGAGGAUGAUUCAUCAAGCACUAUGUCUUACUCAGUUUGUGGUGGGGGUGGAAAUGGAGGUAAUAGAGUGUCUGGAAAGACGGGAGCUGUUGUCACUCCUAUUCAAAAGCAAUCUCCUCCGCAGCAACAGAGACAGCGAUCACUGUCUGGAAGUGGUGGACCGUUGCAUUUGCUGACAAACUCUGAUAUUCAUCAGUUGUUGAAUUUGACGAAAAUGAGGGAAACCGCCCUGGUCCAUCGUCUUCUUGCAGAGUAUCGUCAGACACUCCUUCUACAACAAUCUCUCCACGCAAACAGUAUGAGCACACCAAAUCUCGCCGCCAGUCAAGAGCUUCACACUUCUGCGACGAAUAACAGUAGUGGUGGAUCAAAUGUUUUCACAAAUGGAAAUUACUCGAACACAGGAAUGAAUACAUCUGGACAGCAGGCUGAAGGUGGAGGUUGUCCUCAAAGGACACAUACUCAGAGAAGAAAUGAGUCAUACGGACCCCGGGGAUCUUGUCAUGAUGGCCUUCGGGGAAAGCAUGGAUCGCGUUGCGCUCAUCAAAAUGCCAGAGGUCUUCAUGGUUCUGAUUCAUCUGACUAUGUCAACGCUUGUGCCUUUCAAUGUAGUCAUGGCUGCAACUGUGGAGCUACUCAAAUGCAAACCAGUAUUCAUAGCACUACAGACAACGACUCAAAUGCUACAUUCAGAGUUCUUUCUGAGGUGGAUGGUGCUCGUGCCGGACAUUUCUCAACUAACUACCAGCACAGUCACCAGCAAUGUGGUCACACCCACAAUCAUCAUAACAAUCGAAAGCGACAUCAUCAUCACGAAGACUCCUGCACUACGAACAGUGACAUUAUGACUUCGUCGAAUUGUUCUCAACAGGGUAGUUGGGGUGCUUUCGCCAAGUCGAACUCUUUCCAUCAUCAACCCCAAAGAUUUGGAGGAGGUGGUGGUGGAAAGGGCGGUGGAGGAGCCAGACUUGCUCAUGAAAUGUGUAAAUCUGCAACCCCAGACAAUUUCCACCGUCAACCAGGGCAACGUGGAAGCCCAGCAAAAUUGGAGGUGUCCGAUUUUGAGCCACCCCUUCGUGGAUCAUCUACAGAUCGCCGCGUAGGAAGUGAUAAUAGCAGCGGGAACGGAUUUAGUCGAUCCAAGACCUUCAUGAAUUCACCUCAAAGUCAAGCUGGAACUCCAAGAGUCGCAUUCAUUCACGCCUUCGACAGAACCUGUGGGAGUGGUCAUCUUCAUGCUGGAGAAUAUGAGAAUCUUGAAAACGACUCUCCACUUUUGAGUUCUGUCAAUCGGAAAUCGAUAACAGAUAUUUCUGCACGUUCUUCAAGCUCUGAUGUCUCCUACGAGGACUAUAAAUUUAAUCAAAGACUUCAGCGUAUAACACGCACUCCGACUACACUAUGCAGUGAUGCCUACGAACGCCAUCAGCACUGUCCGCAUCAUGGACGGAGGACUUGUCCCUUUAAUCGACUCGGCCCUUCAUCAAGUACUAAACGAUCAACCCUGCCAAGUAAUUCGUGUGACGGCGGUGGAGGUCAUGUUCAACUCUGCUGGGAACACAUGAGGGCUCUAGAACAACUAGGAGCAUCCAAAGAAGUUCAUAUCGACACCCCAAUGAUUCAGCGUCGAAAAGAGAAAAAGAAAGCUCGAAAUGUUGAGAAGGAGUCUUGUUGUAGUUACUGUUCCAUUCAGCAAAAUCGUCGAUAUGCGGAGAAAGCGAGGUCGUUCGAUCCUUAUAAACAGAAAUCUGCCCUUCGACAUAGAUGUUCAGCGAGCCCGGUUUUUAGUGUGGAGCCUGCGGGAACUCAAUGUGACCUCUGUAGACGGCAGAGGCGGCGGAGACCCGAGUUCGAAAGACCUAGGUGUGGGUGUGAUGGCUCUGGGGAAGAAGAUGAAUGCUCCGAUGAGGGAGAUCUGGGCGGAUUUUCAUCUCGAGCAGUAAGUGAUUCAUCUCUCGCAUCGUCUGCACUUCCUGGAACUCGAGAUACUACAUCUAUCAUGGUCUCAUCGUAUGAAUUUGAGUGUCAACAGCAACAGCAGGCUCAACACAAUUCUGGUCCGUCCUUUGAUAAUAUGAGUGGUGGCGGAAACGGGUCUAGCUCAAGGAAAUAUAAAAAUAAACCUCCAGCAGACGAGAGGCGUGGAUCAUCCAAUAGACUGCAGCCACAUGUCAAUUUCUGCGAGGAUAGACAAAGCACUCCCAUUAGAAAUAACGGAAAGUUAUUACAGAAUCCUUCGACUGCAAGAAAAGCCUCCCUCUCUCCUCCAUCUCUUGACCGCCUUCUGCAAAGACCAGAACGUCCGAAAACCCUCCUCUCUUCCUCAGCCUCCUUCCAAGUUGAAGACCAUCAUCACAGACACCAACCACCAGAUACCCCUUCAAAGCGGUUCACCAAUCGACCUCUCGGUGGUGCCAGUAGCAGAGAUGGAACUCCAGUUAGACGAACUGGUGGAUCGGUGGGAUACUCUCGAACUUCUACACCAGGAAGAACGAUGGAAAGUCAACAGUCUCCUGUCGCGAAAGGUAUAGGAGGAUCUGGAGCCCUAUUCACUGCCUCAAUGACAUUCACACCAUCUACAAAUGCGUCCACUAUAUCACCAGGGCCACUAAAUUCGAGCAACUCGAUUGGUAAUAAUAGAAUUGAUCAUCAUCAGUAUCAACAACAUAAUCAGAAUGAGUUUCAGAGGUGCCUACCAUAUAAAUCAAUUUCAGCACUAUCUCACGGAGAAACUGAGGUAAAUUUAUCAUAA
Rodentolepis nana is the source of this 3420-nucleotide messenger RNA. The record is from the annotation of a GenBank genome assembly. Lineage: Eukaryota; Metazoa; Platyhelminthes; Cestoda; Cyclophyllidea; Hymenolepididae.